AUGAAACACAUGUCAUCAACUUUAAGAGAAAAAAUGAGUACAGCUAUUAAGAAAAUGUUAAAUGAUGAUAUUAUUGAACAUGCCACUGGUCCAACAGAAUGGUUGUUACCAGCUAUGGCAGUUCCAAAGAAAAAUGGUGAAAUACGAAUUAUCGAUGAAAUUGUAUCAGAUAUACAUGAUGCGAAAGUAUUCUCCAAAAUAGAUUUGCGUUAA
Messenger RNA from Didymodactylos carnosus, 213 nucleotides. Lineage: Eukaryota; Metazoa; Rotifera; Eurotatoria; Philodinida; Philodinidae. The record is from the annotation of a GenBank genome assembly.